Molecule: messenger RNA, 1929 nt
Organism: Capsicum annuum
Lineage: Eukaryota; Viridiplantae; Streptophyta; Magnoliopsida; Solanales; Solanaceae
Product: remorin 1.4
Exons: 3
Coding region: 770-1852 (360 amino acids)
Source: RefSeq, a predicted model, not a curated record
AUACCCAAAUACUGAAUGAAUGUAGCUUUUUCUGAUAUACUGGAGCAGCGCCUUAAUUAAAAAAAUUUCAAGAAUCAUUAUUUAUGUAUGGUUUUUUGGGUUAAGGUGUCAUUGAAACUAUUCCCAAGAUACCAUAGAGAGUGAAAUAGUGAGAGGUAAGUUACAAAAAUCACUCUGCAUAUUUAGGAAUAAAAUGCACAACUUUCUAGGUAAAAGAGUCAGUACUUGAAGUUCAUCUUAUUUAUUACUCUAUUAUUAUAAUGUAAAAAUAUACUAAUAAUAGUGGUAUAGAGUAGUUUUUGGUGUGUACCAUGCAAAUGAAACUAGUAUUUUAGUAGAAAAUUUUUCAGAGUGGAUCUAAACUACAUUCAUGGUUCUUACCUCUUCAGCAUGUAAAUGGCCAACUUCUCUUCAAGUUAGUUAUGCCUUCAUUUACUUUAGUGUCGAUAAUUUUCUUGCCAAAUCUUGUAUGAAGUCUAAACAUAUAUAUAAGUUUUUUGUUGCAUUUAGUAUACUAGUGUUUAACUUAGCAUAUGAUUUAAGUGCUAUACAUAAAGUUUACUUUAAUUGAUGAAAAACAGUCUCCCUCUGUUUGUUGAUAAAUAGUUGUUUUAUGAAUAUUUCGAGGGCAUUUGGGUCUUAUUAAGUUUAGUACACAUCUUAAAGUAUCCAGAUCUGCUGCCUUUUAAAUCUACUAUUAGGGAAAAGAAAUCAAGAAAAGGGUGAAAUUUUUUUUUUUUGUUGUUGAGUGAUAUAGAAGAGUGAGAAAAUGAGAUCGAUAGAGGAUAAAGGAUGCUUGAGUUAUGGAAAAAAACAAGAAGUAGUAGGAGGGAGUAGUACUAUGAAUUAUGAGUUUCAUCAUAGAACAGUAGCCUCAGGUAAACCAACACCAUCAAAAUGGGAUGAUGCACAAAAAUGGUUAGUCAAUCUAUCAAGAGGGGGAGGUGAAAAACACCAAUCUAAAGCGUCCCCUAGAAACUCGAAUGCUGAUGACUUAAGGCUGAUUGCGCCGGUCCCAAAGAAAGAAGAAGACUACUCGAGUGGCAGCGAUGAGGGAGAUUCUAGUAUGAUGAUGAUUCAAUUUGGUGUAGAAACAAAGAAAGUUGAUAAUUGUGAUGAUUCAAAAUCAAUGUGGAGAAUCAAUAAAGCUGGUUGUAAUAGCAACUCAUCAGCCGGUGCUGUUCGAUCGAUAUGUGUUAGAGACAUGGGAACAGAAAUGACCCCAAUUGCUAGCCAAGAACCAUCGAGAACAGGGACGCCAAUUAGAGCGAGAACUCCAGCAGCAAGAAGCCCAAUAUCCUCAGGAUCUUCUACUCCUAUAAGGGGCCAAAAUGGGGUAGUGCAGACUAUAGAAACUGGUCAAAUCGUUGCCACUGCCAUCAUUGGUGACAACAGGGGAAAUGCAGGUGCUACACGUAUUGUUCGCGGUGUAGAGGAAACUAUUAACAAUGAAUUAACAGCUAACAAGGAAACAGACAAUGCCAACAACAAGCUUAAUCCACUGGAGACGCGCGCAAUGGUGUGGGACGAGGCUGAACGUGCUAAGUACAUGGCAAGGUACAAGCGCGAAGAGGUGAAGAUACAAGCUUGGGAAAAUCAUGAAAAGAGGAAGGCUGAAAUGGAAAUGAAAAGAAUGGAGGUGAAAGCGGAGAGAAUAAAAGCGAGGGCAGAGGAGAAGUACAGAAACAAAUUGGCAUCAGCAAGGAGAAAAGCAGAAGAGAAAAGAGCAAAUGCUGAAGCACAACUGAAUGAAAAAACUGUAAAGAUUUGUGAAAAGGCAGAUUACAUAAGGAGGACUGGUCAUCUUCCUUCAUCUUUCUCUUUUAAGUUACCUUCUUCUUCCUGCUGGUAGUACCAUUAAUUUGUACCUACUAUCACUACUAUUUUUAGUUAAUACAAUUAUUAGCACUACUGUUGGUGCAGCCUAAA